Messenger RNA from Plasmodium reichenowi, 15522 nucleotides. Its product is annotated as dynein heavy chain, putative. Gene Ontology annotation, biological process: microtubule-based movement. The transcript is spliced from 3 exons. Lineage: Eukaryota; Apicomplexa; Aconoidasida; Haemosporida; Plasmodiidae. The coding region runs from base 1 to 15522 and encodes 5173 amino acids. The record is from RefSeq and is a predicted model, not a curated record. Gene Ontology annotation, molecular function: ATP hydrolysis activity; minus-end-directed microtubule motor activity; ATP binding. Gene Ontology annotation, cellular component: axoneme; dynein complex.
AUGACAAAAUUUUCUGAAGGCCAUUAUGACAUCUUAAAUUUAAUAGAGGUAAAGAGUAAUAUUCAAGAGAAAAAUAUACUAGGAUAUAGUGUUGAUUAUACUGUAGGUGGGCUAUUUUUAUUUGGGGGUUUUAAAAUAGAUAUAGAAGAGAAUAAUGGGAUAAUAUGUAACGAUGCUUAUUUAAUUCAUAUAAAAAACGAUAAGGCAGAGUAUGAAACUCUGAGUAUUAAAAUAAAACCAUCUAUUAGAUGUUAUCAUAAUUCUUGCAGAUUAUUAGAAAAUUAUGUUAUAAUUUUUGGUGGAUUGAAUAGUGAAGUUCCUUUUGUUGCUUUGAACGAUUUAUGGGUAUUUAACAGUUUAAAUAAGACAUUUGUUGAAAUAAAAUUAAAAUGUAAAGAAAAAAAUAGAGAGAAGAAUUUACAAAAUGGCAUAAAUGGAACAAACGAGAAGGGGUAUAAUUCUCAAACGGAUGAUGAAAAUUGUAGUGAUAAUAAAUAUAGAGAGAAUCAGGAUUAUGGGAGUAAUGAUAGUGAUAGCAAAGAUGGUGAAGAUAUUGAUAAAGAUGAUUCCAUUUUAGAUAAUUCAUAUGUAAAGAAUUUAAGAAAAUAUUUGAAAAGUAAUAAAAGUGAUGAGUUACAUUCAAGUGAUAUACCAUGUCCUCGUUAUUUUUCUAGUUUAGAUUUAUAUAUUAUACGAAAAAAUAAUAUAGAAGAAGAAAAAGGAUUUAAAAAGGAUGAAAUCAAAAUAAUAAAGAAUAAUAUUAUAGUAAGUAAUUCUUUAAAUUAUGAAUAUUUUAGUUUAAUUUUAUUCGGUGGAUAUGGUGGUUAUGACAGAAGCAGUUAUAAUGAUUUAUAUGAAUUUAAUAUAUUAAAUAAUGAAUGGAUAUUAAGAAGUUGUAAAGGGAAUGUACCAUCGACUAGAUAUGGUCAUAUAUCAUUUAUCCAUGGAAAUAAUUUAUUUAUAUUAGGUGGUACUAAUGCUGAAAUAAGUUUUAAUGAUAUGUAUUCAUGUGAUUUAAAAAACAAUGAAUGGUCUGAAGUGGAUUUUUCUUAUUCAUUUAAUAUUUCAAAAGUAUUUUGUAGAAGUGUGUUGGUAGAAUCUAUUGAUAGAAAUAUUAUAUUUAUUUUUGGAGGUUAUAAUAUUAUUAGUGAUGAAAAGGGAAAUCGAAAGAUAGAAUAUAAUAAUAUAGAGUUGAAUAUGUUAAAGUUAUAUGAUACCUUUAAAUUAGAAGAAUUGAAAUAUAAUAUUAUUCAAAACAAUGAAGAAAAUAUAAUAAAAAAUAAUAAUAUGGAAGAAAUUAAUAAUAUGAAUAGUAAUAAUGUUAAAAAUGAAAUAAUAAUAACUACAAAACAUGAUAUAUAUGAAGAUUCCAAUAUAUCAAAUAAUAUAACAUUCUGUUCUAUAACAUAUGAUUUUAUGGAUUCUAAUUUAAUUAUAACAGAUAAUAAAAAGAAAAUAUAUAUUAUGAAUAUAAGCAAUAUCAUUGGACCAAAAUAUGCUAUAUUUAAUAUAUGGCCAAAACAAUGUGAUAUAAAUGGAAAUAAAAAAUUAUUGUUUAGAGGAAAAGGAUUUACUAAUGAAGGCAAAAUUCUAGUGAAAUAUAAAUCUGAUGAUAUAAAUUUAUAUAGUGAAGGGAUAUAUAUUAAUGAAAAUAAUAUAUAUACUAUAGUACCUAAUGCAAAAAAUAAAAUCAAGAAUAAUAUAUGUCAGGUACAAUUAUCUAUUAAUGAUAAAUGUUACACAACUAAUAGUUGUUUUCUAGAAUAUUAUUAUAAUAUUGAUCCUAAAAAUACAUUAAUUUUUGGAAGUGGCUUAUUGGAACCAGUAUGUUUACAAAAGGAUAAUAUAUUUUUUCUGAUUGCAAAAAAUAGUAUGAAUGAACAUAAAAGAAUAGGAGGUGAUAAAUUUCAAAUCAGUAUUAUAUAUGAACAAAAAAGCGAACAAUAUGAUAUCAACUAUUUUGUUUAUGAUUUAAAUAAUGGAUUUUAUAUAGUCAAAUAUUUCUCAUUUGUUAAUGACAAGCAAAUGAAAGUAAAGAUGCAAAAUGUGGGCAAAAAUAAUAACAUAGAACAAAUAAACAAUAAUAAUGAUAAUAAUAAUAAUAAUGAUAAUAAUAAUAACAAUAAUAAUAAUAAUAAUAAUAAUAACAAUAAUAACAAUAAUAAUGAUAAUUUAAAUGAACAGUUCAAAUGUAAUGUAGUACAAAGGAAGAAUCAAAAUGAUUUAGAAGCUCUUGAAGGACCUCAAAAUAUAUCUAAUAAGAACUCAAUGAAUAAUGAAGAUAUAAAAAGUAAUACAAGCAAUCAUAUGGAAAUAUUAGACUUAAAUGGGACCUUAAAAAUAACAGUAAAAUUAAAAGAUGAAAAUAUUCAGAAUAGUCCAUUUUUUCUAAAAGUUGAUAAUAAUUUAAAAGAUAAAAUAAUAUAUGUAAAACAAUUUAUUAAUGAUAGAUUAGAGAAUUUAUUACGAAAAGGAGAAUGUUUAUUUGAUCUAAUAAAAAAUAAAAACAUGAAUACAAAUAAUUUGAUACAAUUAAAUAUCAAUAUUGAUCAUUUUCUAAACAGAUUCCCUAAAGCAAUACAUGACAUAAAUAUUAUAGAACAGUAUAUAUUAUAUGGACUUAUAGAUAUAGAUAAGAUAAAAAAUGUUAUUACAAACUUACAUGAAGAGGAUAAUUUGUUGAAUGCUUCUCAAGAGGAAGAAAUAUAUAUUGAUAAAGAAAUUCAUGAAUUAAUAAAUAAUGAAAAGUUCAAAAAUGAUCAGACAGAUGGAAUGGGAGAAUAUUCUUCUACUACAACAAAUAACGUAAAACACACUAAUAAUGCCAAUAAUAAUGAUAAACAUAUAACAGAUAAAGUAACACAUAUAAUAAAUGAAAAUAUUGAUACUAGAAAUAAUUUUUUAAAAGUAAAAGAUAACCAUAAGAUUGUAGAUUUUAUAAAUGAAAAUAAAUUGCAAUUUCUAGAUUAUAUCGAUCCUAAUAUCAUGAAGAAAUUAAGAAAUUAUAUCAACCUCCUAAAUACAGAAGAAUUAAAUUUAAAAAACAAAAAAGAUAACAAAAAAAUAGACGAUUCAAAUAAAAAAGAUUUAUCAGGAAUUAAAAAAAAAAGAAGUGAAGAUAAAUUUCAUUUAGAUAAUAAUUUAGAGAAAGAUGAGAAAAAAAUUGAAGUAAUUAAAAAUUUAUUAAUUUUUUAUCAUAAACUUAAAACGGUUUGCUUGUCUAAAAAAGAAAAAGAAUUAAAAGAUGAAUUUAUAAAAGAAGAAAAGGAAAGUAUUAAAAAAUUAAAAUUAAAUUAUAAUAAAUUUGUAAAUAUCAAAAAGAAUUUAGAAGUAUCUAAUGUUUAUUUACAUAACAAUGGAUAUGAUUCAUCAUUAAAAGAACUUGAAACUACAAAAAAAUAUCUUAUAGAAAUAAAAGAUGAAGUUACAAAAAUAAAACAAAUAUCAGAUAAUAUUAUUAAAAUAGAUAAUGUAGAAGAAUUAAAUAAAGAUAUUGAAAAUUUAAAUAAUGAAAUUCAUGAAAUUGAAAAGAUGUGGCUAUUUAUCAAAAAAAAAGAAGAAAUAUUAAAUGAAUUUUUUUUUUGUCCUUUUAAAGAUUUAGAUGUAGAAGAUUUUGAUAUACAAGUAAAAAAAUUACAAAAUGAUUUCAAAAAAAUUAAAGUAGAUAGAAAACAUAAUAUAUGUAAAGAAGAAACAUUAAAAUUAAAAGAAAUUAUAAAAUUUAUUUCUGUUUUGUGUGAAAUUAAAAAACCAUUUAUAAAAGAUAGACAUAUAAAAGAAAUGGAAAAUAAUAUAAAUGAAGAAAAAGAAAAAAAUAAAGAAGAAGAUAAAAUAAAUAUAAUUAUAGAUGAUAGUACAUUAACUAUAUAUUUCUAUAAAUUAAAUGUUAUGAAAUAUCAUGAUACUAUUGAAGAAGUUAUUAUAAAAGCAUAUAAUGAAAAAAUAAUAGAAGAAACUAUUAAUAAAUUUGAAGAUUAUUGGGAUAAAAUAUAUUUUAAAAAAAAAGAAUAUAAAAAUAAUAUACUAUUAACAUAUAUAGAUGAUAUAUGUAUAGACACAAUUGAAGAACAUCAAGUUACUUUACAAAAUUGUUUUUCAUCUAAAUAUUUUCUUUUCUUUUCAGAUGAGUUAAAUUUAUGGCAAAAAAAAAUAUCCAAUAUAUAUGAAGUAAUACAAUUAUUAAAAGAUAUAGAAAAAUUGUGGAUAUAUUUACAAAAUAUGUAUAUAUAUUCAGAAGAAGUAAAAAAGGAACUACCUCUCUAUUCUAAAUUCUUUUUAACUAUUAAUGAUGAAUAUCUUGAAAUGUUAAAACAAAUUAUUGAUAAUAAUAUAAAAGUAGUAGAUUUUUCAAAUGAAGGAGGAAUUAUAGAAAAAUUAGAAGAAUUAAAAGUAAAAUUAUGUAAAAGUGAAAAACCAUUGAAUGAAUAUUUAGAUUCUAAACGUAAAUCAUUUCCUAGAUUUUUUUUUAUAUCUUCUACUGAUUUAAUAGAUAUAUUAUCUAAUGGAAAUAAUUUUAAACUUGUAAAUACACACGUACAAAAAAUAUUUUUAUCCAUUAGAAAAUUUGUAACAAAAAAUGAGCAAUUAACAGAUAACGAAAUACAAAAUGAAGUGAAACUAAAUAAUCAAGAAACUAUUACAGAAGAAAAGAAUAAAAAUUCAAAUGAAGAUUCUAAUGAAAUAGAGACAAAUAAAUAUAAUAAGAAGGAAGAAUCAACGAAUAAUAGAGAUGAUAAUUAUGAUGAUAAUAUAAAAAAUGAUAAAGAUGAAAAAGAAGAAACUAUUAUCAAGUUAAUUUCGUCUUAUGGAGAAGAAAUAUGUAAUUUUCAUGAAGGUCUAGUUUUGAAAGGUAAAGUGGAAUGUUAUUUAAAUGAUAUAAUAGAUCAUAUUAAAUAUACAUUAAAAUAUUAUAUUACAAAUUUAUUUAGAUUAAAAGAUUUGUUUAAUAAUGAAAAAGAAAAAUGGAUAGAUGAAAAUUAUUUAGCUCAAGUAUUUAUUUUAUGUAAUACUAUAUUUUUUGUAAAUGAUGUGGAAAAUAUAUUAAUUAAAAAAGAUAUUAAUAUAUAUGAAGAAUUAAAUAAAUAUUAUAAAAAUCAUAUUCUUCAAUUAGAAAAUGUUAUUAAAAAAGUUCAAAAAAAAUUAACUAUAAAAAAUAGAAUCAAAAUUAUGUGUAUUAUUACAUUAGAUACAUUUUAUAGAGAUGUACUUGAAGUUAUCCUAAAAAAUAAAUCUUCUAUUUCUAUAAAUAUGUUCGAUUGGCAAUCUCAAAUUAGGAUGUAUCCAUUUUUUAAAAAUCAAAAAAUUUACGAAGAGAAUGAAAACCAAACGGAAGAAUCAAACUUAAAAUUGGAUAAUAGAAAUAUAGAUAAUGAACACCAAGAAGGAAAACAAGAAUAUAACAACAAAAAUAACGAUAAUGAUAAUUAUAAUAAUAAUAAUAAUAUAUUAAAUAAUGAAUUAUCAAAAUAUACGUGCCUUACAUAUUUUAAAGACUUAUAUAUUAAAAUAAAAAUUAUGGACUGUUCAUUUAAUUAUUCUUAUGAUUAUAUAGGAAAUUAUCAAAGGUUAGUUAUUACUCCUUUAACAAGUCGUAUUUAUAUUACAGCUACACAAGCAUUAAGCUUAUAUAUGGGAUGUGCUCCUGCAGGACCAGCAGGAACAGGGAAAACUGAAACUACAAAAGAUUUAUCUAGCUUUUUUGGAAAAAACUGUUAUGUAUUUAAUUGUUCAGAUCAAUUAGAUUAUAAAAGUAUGGGAAAUAUUUUUAAAGGAAUUGGUAGUACAGGGUGUUGGUGUUGUUUUGAUGAGUUUAAUAGAUUAAUUCCUGAAGUUUUAUCUGUUUGUUCUAUUCAAUUUAAAUCCAUAUUAGAUUGUAAACGAAAUAAUAAUAAUGUAUGUAUUAUUGGUUCUGAUGAAAUUAUUGUAAAAAAAAAUUGUGCUGUUUUUAUUACAAUGAAUCCUGAUUAUUUAGGUAGAUCUAAAUUACCUGAAAGUCUUAAAAUUUUAUUCAGACCUAUAACAGUAAUUAUACCUGAUUUUAACAAAAUUUGUGAAAAUAUGUUAAUGGCUGAAGGAUAUGUAAAUGCAAAAUAUCUUUCUAUUAAAUUCACUACAUUUUUUGAGCUAGCCAAAAGUUUACUAAAAGAUAAACAUUGUGAUUGGGGUUUAAGAAGCAUCAAAAGUGUAUUAACAAAAGCUGGGGAUCUCAAAAGAAAUUAUCCUGACGUAGAUGAAAAUAAAUUACUUUAUUCAGCUAUACAUGAUAUUAAUAUUGCAAAAAUAUCAUCUUCUAAUUGUCCUAUUUUUUCUGGUUUGCUUAAUGAUAUAUUUUUUUCCAAUCAAAAUGAUAUAACUGAUAUAAAUGAAAAUAAAAAAGAAAAUAAAAAAGAAAAUAAAAAAGAAAAAGAUAAUAUUGAAGAAUUAAAAUCAGAUAACAUAAAAGAAGAAAAGAAAACAAAAAAAAAACAUUUAGAAGAUAAUAAUAAUAAUAAAAAAAAAGAAUUAUUCAAUUUGAAUAAUAUAGAAAAAGAAUUAAUGGAUAUUUGUAAAAAAAAUCAUUUAUUCGGAUUAAAUUAUUUUGUUAAAAAGAUUAUACAAUUAAAUGAUAUAAUGAAUAUUAGACACUGUGUAUUUAUUAUGGGUGAAGCUGGUUGUGGGAAAACCACACUUUUUAAUAUGUUAAUGGAAUAUCAAAAAAAACAAAAUUUAAAAACAGUAAGUAUACGAAUAAAUCCUAAAUCAAUAAAUAUAGAUGAUUUAUAUGGUAAUGUACAUAUAAAAACAAGAGAAUGGAAAGAUGGGGUAUUUUCUAAAUAUAUGAGAAAUUAUUCUAAAAAAGAUGAUUGUGAUAAAGCUUACAUUAUUUUUGAUGGAAAUUUAGAUUCUCAUUGGAUAGAAAAUAUGAAUUCAGUUAUGGAUGAUAAUAAAGUUUUAACUUUAUCAUCUAAUGAAAGAAUAUUAUUAAAAAAUCAUAUGAAUUUAGUUUUUGAAUUUAGUGAUUUAAUGUUUGCUACUCCUGCUACAAUAUCAAGAGCAGGUUUAGUUUAUUUUUCAGUAGAUCCUAAUGAUUUAUGGAAAAAUUAUUUUUUAUCAUGGAUAGAUAAACAUGAUAAUUUUAAUAGUAAUAUAAAAAAAUUAUUUGAAAAAUUAAUGUAUAAAUAUGUUGAACCUACAUUUAGUUAUUUAAGUACUUUACAAACUUCUAUAAAAAUAUCACCAAUGUCUCAUAUACAAUCAUUAUCAGCUUUAUUAGAUAUAUUAUUAAUAGAUAAUAAUUAUGAAAGUGUAGAACAUUAUUUCAUUUAUUCAGUUAUAUGGUGUUUUGGGGGAUUUUUAGGUGAAAAGGAUAAUGUAAAUUAUAAAAAAAGUUUUGAUAAAUAUUGGAAAAAUACAUUUAAAAGUAUUAAGGUUAAUCGAAAAAUAAGUGUUUUUGAUUUUUAUGUAGAAAAUAAUAAAUUUAAAGAAUGGGAUGAAGCAGAAAUAACUAAUGAACUAAAACAAAAUUAUGUAUUACAAGAUGAUAUAUUUAUUGAAACAAUAGAAAGUUAUUCUUAUAAAUAUAUAUGUAAAUUGUUUUUAAAAUCCGAUAUGCCUAUUUUAUUUAUUGGUAAAACUGGUGUAGGAAAAACACAAUUAUGUAAGAAAAUAUUAAAUGAAGAAAAAGAAGAAUUUAAAAGUUUUUAUAUGAUUUUUAAUUAUUAUACUACAUCUAAAAAUGUACAAACAUUAAUGCAAAGUUGUUUAGAAAAAAAAUCAGGAAAACAAUUUAGUCCACCAUAUCAACAAAAAUUAAUAUAUUUUAUAGAUGAUAUAAAUAUGCCUAAAUGUGAUGAUUAUAAUACACAAAGUGCUAUUGAAUUAUUAUGUCAAUAUAUAGAUACAAAUUCUUGGUUUGAUUUAGAAAAAUUAAAUUUAAUUAAAAUAUUAAAUACAAAACUUAUAUCUUGUAUGAAUUAUAAUAGAGGUAAUUUUACUAUUAAUCCAAGAUUAAUUAGACACUUUUUUAUAUUAAAUAUUAAUUUUCCAGAAAAUAAUACUGUCAAUAGUAUAUUUAGUGUUUUAUUAAAAAAUCAUUUUAAUAAUUUUAAACAAGAUGUAUCUGAUUUAAUUCCAUCUAUAUUAAAAUCUACUAUAUCUUUAUUUUAUAAUAUUGAAAAGACAUUCAAAAGAACAGCUACUUAUUUUUAUUAUGAAUUUAAUUUAAGAGAUAUUCAUAGUAUAGUUAAAGGAUUACUUACUACAACACCUGUUACAUUUCAAGAUUGUGAUAAACUUUUAUUUUUAUGGUUACAUGAAUGUGAAAGGGUAUACUCAGAUAAGCUUAAUAAAAAAGACAAGAACAAAUAUAAAAAGAUUAUUACUGAUAUAAUAAAAAAAAUGUAUAAUAAAUAUGAAAUUAAUAAAUUUGUUAUGAAAUAUGACAGUACUUUAUUAUUUUCAAAUUUCCAUAAAGGUAGUCAUGAUAAAACAUAUGACAUUUGUAAAAACAUGGAAGAAUUAACAUUAUUCUUAAAUGAAGAAUUAAAUGAAUAUAAUAAUUCCUAUAAUUUAAAUAUUGUUUUAUUUAGUGAUGCUAUUAAACAUAUUUGUAAAUUAAUUAGAAUAGUAGAUAAUUUAAAAGCACAUGCAUUAUUAUUAGGUAUAGGAGGAUGUGGAAAAACAACCAUAUCUAAAUUUUCAUCUUAUAUAUCAUCGAAAACAUUUUUUGAAAUGGAUUUUUCUGCACAUUGUACUGAUAACGAUAUCAAAAAAUAUUUACAAAACAUUUUUCAUAAAUGUGCUAUGAAAAAUGAAGAUAUUGUUUUAUUUUUAAAAGAAAGUAAAAUACAUGAUACUUUCUUUAUAUAUGUUAAUGAAUAUAUGUGUUCAAAUAAUAUUAUAGACUUAUAUACAAAAGAAGAACGAGAUUAUAUAAUACAUAAUAUUAGAAAUAUAGCUAAAGCAGAUGGUAUAGAACAAUCAGAUAAUAACAUAUUCGAUUAUUAUAUUAAAAAAGUAAAUGAUAACUUACAUUUCAUUUUAUGUUUUUCUCCAACUAGUAAUAAUUUUAGAGAUAAAUCAAACAAUUUCCAGUGUAUAUUAAAUAAUACUAUGAUAGAUAUAUAUGAUAAUUGGGAAGCUGAUUCUUUAAUGUGUGUAGGGAAAAAUUAUGUUAGUAAUAUAUAUAUGAAUAUAAAUACGGGGGAUAUUUUAUUAGAUCAAGAAUAUAUUAACUUAAAAAAUAAAAAUAUAGAAAAAGAUAUAACUUUGGGAAACAAACAGAUAGAGAAAAAUUAUAUCCCUACAAUAUCAACAAACGAUGGAGAUGAUCAUUAUACAGACAUGGAUAAAACAAAUAUGAAAAAUGGGGACAUUACAACAACGAUAAAUAAUAUUACUAUUGACAAUAAUGACAAUAAUGACAAUAAUAAUAAUAAUAAUAAUAAUAAUAUUUAUGAUAAAAAUGUUAGUAUACUAAACGAAGAAGAAUAUGUAAACCUAAAAGAUAUAAUAACUGAAUAUCUAAAAGAAUGUUAUGAAGACCUAUUAGAUAUAUCAUCCUUUUAUUAUUCUCAUGAACGUUCCCAUAUUUAUAUAACCCCCAAAUUAUAUCUUGAAAGUAUCAAAACGUAUCAUAUAAUGUUACUAAAAAAUAUUACUAAUAUAAAUAAUAAAAUGAAUAUGCUUAAAAACGGUAUCACAAAAAUGAAUGAAACAAGUUCAAAUGUAGAAAAUAUAAAAAAUUGCUUAAAAGAUAAAAAAAAAAUAUCAGAAGAGAAAAUGGAAGCUGCUGAAAAAUAUGCAAUAGAUAUUGGUAAUGAAAAAAUGGUUGUAAAAAAAGAGAGUGAUUUAGCUGAUAUAGAAGAACAAAAUUGUUUAGAAAUACAAAAAAAAGUUCUUAAACAACAAGAAGAAUGUGAAAAUGAUAUAAGAUUAGGUAUUCCAUUAAUAGAACAAGCUGAAGAAGCUUUAAAUACGUUAAAUAAAAAAAAUAUUCAAGAAUUAAAAACUUUAAACAAACCACCUCCAGGAGUAGAAGAUAUUACUGCAGCUGUUAUGCAAUUAUUAGCAACAAUUGAUACAACUAUAUCUAUAGAUAAAUUUGGAAAAAUUAAAGAUCGAAGUUGGAAAUCUGCACAAAAAAUGAUGAUUAAUCCUGAAAAAUUUAUAUCCUUACUUAAAGAUUAUAAAAAUAAGAUUGAUGAAAAUUUGGUUCCUGAUUGUAACUUUAAAUAUGUAGAAAAUUUAAUUAAUUUACCACAUUUUAAUAAAAAUGCAAUACAAAAAAAAUCUAAAGCUGCUGCAGGAUUAGCUGAAUGGGUUUUAAAUAUAACAUCAUUUUAUAAAAUUAUUCAAAACAUAUUACCUAAAAGAAUAUUAUUAGAUAAUACAAAAAAAGGUUUAGAAGAAGCUAAUGAAAAAUUACAAAUUGUACGUGAAAAGGUACAAUCACUAAAAGCAAAACUAAGUGAAUUAAUAAGUCAAUAUGAUCAUGCUAUAUAUGAAAGAGAUCUUGUUAUUUUAGAGGAAAAGAAAUUAAAAACAAAAUUAGAAUUAUCAAUUAGAUUAAUAGAUGCUUUAAGUAGUGAAGAAAUAUCAUGGUCAAAACAAUAUGAAAGUUUAAAAAAAAAAAAAAAAACAAUUUUAACAGAUAUAUUACUUUCAUCUACUUUUGUUACGUUUUGUGGUGGAUUUACUAAAAAAUAUAGAAAUAAAAUUAUGACAAAUUGUGUUGAUACAUUAAAGAGAAAAAAUGAAAUACAAAAUAAUAUUUUUAAUAACAUGCUCAAAAAAAUAAAUAAUAACGACCAAAAUUUCAUAAAUAACAACAACAAUAAUAAUAAUAGUAGUAAUAAUAAUAGUGCAAAUUUUGGUUAUAAUGAGGACCCACAAAAAAAAGAUAAUCAUAAUUUUGACAUAUCAAACAAAUUGAAUAUAAAAAAUGAAAAAAAAGACAACGAAUUGGGGAAUGAUAAUUUAAAGAAAGACGAAAUGAUUUAUGAUAUAUUCUUAGUAAAUAAUUUUAAUUUAGAUUUAUUAAUAAAUGAAGAAGUUUUAUCUAAAUUAAGUAAACAAGGUUUAACAUUAAAUUCAGUAUGUAUUGAAAAUAAUAUAAUAUUAGAAAAUAGUGAUAAGUUCCCUAUUAUUAUUGAUCCACAAAUGGAAAGUUUAAAAUGGUUAAUUAAUAGUCAUAAAGAAAAAAGUGAAAAAUUAAUUAUCACAGAUAUUAAUGAUAAAAUAUUAUUAAAAAAAAUAGAAGAAUGUAUAUCUUUUGGUUAUUCUAUUAUUGUUGAGAAUGCAGAUGAAUAUAUUGAUAAUACAUUAUAUAAUGUUAUAUCAAAGAAUAUAAUUAAGAGAAAAAAUAAUUAUUAUAUUAAUAUUAAUGAUAAAGAACUUAUGUUUCAUCCAUCUUUUUAUAUAAUAUUACAUACACAAUUAUCAAAUCCUCAUUAUCAACCUGAAAUACAAUCGGCAUGUUCUCUAAUAAAUUUCACGGUUACACCAGAUGAUUUAGAAGAACAUUUAUUAUCUAUUACUCUAGAAAAUGAAUUUAAUCAUUUAUCAAAAAAGAAAAAGAAAUUAUCAUUGUUAAAAUAUGAUUAUAUGUGUCAACUCUCUUUUCUUCAAUCAUCAAUCUUGCAAAAAUUAACAGAUGCUAAAGGGGAUAUUUUAGAAGAUGUUUCAUUAAUCGAAAAUUUAGAAAAAACGAAAUUAUUAAGUGAAAAUAUAGCUAAAAAAACAGAAAUUGUCAAAAAUACAGAAGUACAUAUUAAUACCAUUAUCAACUUAUAUAGACCUUUAUCAAAAAGAGGAGUCAUGUAUUUCUUCAUUUUACAAAAAUUAAAAAACUUACAUUCAUUUUAUUUCUAUUCUUUAGAAAUAUUCUUGAAAAUAUUUAUCAAAUGCUUGAAUGACAGUUCUCCAAAUAGAUCACCCAGUAAGGUGAACCAGGAGCAAGAAUAUUAUCUUAAAAGUGAAGAUAAUGAUUUUAAUGAUGAUUACCUUGGUAGUACAAAAGAGGAGGACAAGCGCGACGAGGAUGCAAAGGUAGAAGAGGAGAAUAUGGAAGAGGAAAAGAUGGAAGAUGGAAGAGUUGAUGAAGAAAAGAUGGAAGAUGGAAUAGUUGAUGAAGAAAAGAUGGAAGAUGGAAUAGUUGAUGAAGAAAAGAUGGAAGAUGAAAAAGUUGAAGAAAAGGUGGAAGAUGAAAAAGUUGUUGAAGAAAAGAUGGAAGAUGAAAAAGUUGAAGAAAAGGUGGAAGAUGAAAAAGUUGUUGAAGAAAAGAUGGAAGAUGAAAAAGUUGAAGAAAAGGUGGAAGAUGAAAAAGUUGUUGAAGAAAAAAUGGAAGACGAAAAAGUUGUUGAAGAAAAAAUGGAAGACGAAAAAGUUGUUGAAGAAAAAAUGGAAGAUGAAAAAGUUGAAGAAAAAAUGGAAGACGAAAAAGUUGAAGAAAAGAUGGAAGACGAAAAAGUUGUUGAAGAAAAAAUGGAAGAUGAAAAAGGGGAAAAGCAAAAGGUAGAAGAAGAAAAUGUGGGAAUAGAGGAAGUCGAAAAGGUCCAAAUUGAUGAUUACAAAGUUUCAGAAAAAAAAGGGGAGAAUAAAAAUUGCACAUAUGAAGAAAAUGGAAAAAUUGAUAAGGACAAAGAAGAUGAUUUAGAAGAAGAAGAUUUUGAAAACGAUGAUUUUACAAAUGAAGAAACGAAAAUAGACAAGAAUGAAGUUGAAAAAAGAGUAAAUAUGCUAACAGAUUUAUUGAAUAUAAAAAUGUGGAUGUAUAUGGAUAAAGGUUUAUUAGAAAGAGAUAAAUUAAUUGUAAAAUGUUUGAUUAUGUUACAUUUAGAAAAGUUAAAUGACAAAAUAAGCGAAGAAGAGGAAGAAAUUUUUAUUAAUCCUAAAUAUAAAUUAAGUAGUAAUAAUAUAACAAGUAUUAGAAAUAAAAAAGAGAAUGAAAGUAUGGAAAAAAAAUUAAUGAAUAAAUCAUUUAUUAAUGAAGAAUUAUAUGAAGAUUGUAAGAAUCUAGAAAAUUUAAAAGAUUUUGAAAACAUUACUGAAAGUUUCGAAAGUGAGAGUAUGUCAUGGAAACAAUGGUUUUUAAGUGAAAAAGUAGAAAAUGAAGAAUUACCUAGAAAAUAUAAUAAUAUAAAAGAUUUUUCUAAAUUAUUAUUAAUUCGAGUUUUACGUAAAGAUAGAUUUUUAAUUGCAUUAAAAAAUUAUAUUACAAAAAAUAUAAAAAUGACAAAUGAUGAAAAAAAUAAUACAUAUGCAUUAGAAAAUAUAUUAGAUGAAUAUAUUGAUAAUAAAACACCCGUCUUAUUUUUGUUAACAACUGGUUAUGAUCCUUCUAAAGAAAUAGAAGAUUAUAUAAAUAAAAUGAAAAAUAAUGGUAUUAAAAAAAAUGAUAGUAAUAAAAAAGAAUCCAAUAAAAAUAAAAUAUCUUAUGUAAACAUAUCUAUGGGUCAAGGACAAGAAAAUAUUGCAUUAAAAUAUUUAAAAGAAAUAUCAAAAUGUGGAGGAUAUAUAUUUUUACAAAACAUUCAUUUAAUGACAAAAUGGUUAAAAGAAUUUGAAGAAAUUCUGGAUAAAAUAUUUUUAGAUGCUCAUGUAAAUUUUCGUUUAUUCUUAUCUGCAGCUAUACCAAAUGAAAAAGAUACCAAAUUAUUACCCGAAAAAUUAUUAAAGAAAUGCUUUAGAAUAAAUAAUGAAAAAUCAUAUAGUUUAAAAGAUAACAUAAAAUGUUGUCUUGAUAAAUUUGAAAACGGACAAUAUGAUGAUAAAUUAAAAACAGUAAUAUUGGGUCUUUCUUAUUAUCAUAGUUUAUUGUUAGGAAGAUUUUUAUAUGGAAAAAUCGGAUUUAGUCAAUCAUACUCUUUUAAUGAUAAUGAUUUAGAAAUAUCAUUUAAUAUUAUUAAAAGAUAUUUAAAUACAUAUGAAAGUUUUCCUUUAGCAGAUGUAUUAUUUUUAAUAGGAGAAAUUAUAUAUGGUGGACAUAUAACAGAUAUAUGGGAUAGACGAAUAAAUAAGACAUAUGUUAAGAAUAUACUUAAAGAGAUAUAUAGAAAUAUAAUAAGUAUAAAUGAAAAAAAUAAAAAUAUUAAUAUGGAUCCUCAUCAUCCCAAUGAUAGUAAUAAUAAUAAUAAUUAUAAUGAUGAUAAUAAUAAUUGUCAUAAAAAAAAUAAAAAUAAUAAUAAUAAUAAUAAUAAUAAUGAUGAUGACGAUGAUGAUAGUAAUAAUAGUAAUGAUAACGAAGAAGAAAGUGAAGAAAAACUCAUUUUAAAAAAUACCAAACAUAAUAUUUUGUUCGAUGUAUUUAAGUUUCCAGAUUGUAGUAAAUAUAAUAUUAAUCAACUAAAAAAAUAUAUAGACGAAAAAUUGAAUAAAGAACAAACUUAUUUAUUAGGGUUACACAUAAAUGCCGAAAUUGAAUAUAUGAAAAAUGAAUGCUCACGAAUAUUACAAACUUUACAAGAACUAAGUAAUAAAGAAAUUGCAUCAACAGAAAGUUAUAAAAAAAAUACGAAAAUAAUAAAGAAAGAAAAACCUGGUGAUAAUAAGGAUAAUAAAUAUACAUAUGAUCAAAAAAAGGAAAACAUACAUAAAGAGGAAGAUGAUGAAGAUGAAAAACAUUCAGGAAGUAAUAAAAGUACAAAAAUUAUAUAUGAUAUAAUUAAUCAUUUAUUAAAUGAAUUACCAGAUAAAAUUGAUACAAAUGAUUUAAAAAUAGAGGAUAGUCAAACAAAUACAUUUAUGGUAAUAGCAUUAAAAGAAGCAGAAAAAUUUAACAAAUUAAUAGAAUGUAUUAAUGAUACAUUAAUAGAAAUUAAAUUAGUAUUAGAUGGUAUAUUAAAUAUGAAUGAUAAAAUUCAAAAUACUAUCAAGUCAUUAAUGUUACAUAAUAUACCACAUAUAUGGAUAAAUUAUUCUUAUCCAUCAAAAAAAAAAUUGAUGCCAUGGUUUGAAAAUUUUAAAUUAAGAAUAAUAUUUAUAAAAGAAUGGAUUUCUAAAAUAAGAAAUAAUAUAUUCCUACCAAAUUCUGUAUGGUUAUCUGCAUUAUUUAAUCCUAUCUCAUUUCUAACAGCUAUUAAACAAAAAUUUGCUCAAGAAAAUAAAGUACCAAUUGAUAAACUUAAAUUAAAAUGGCAAGUAACCAAUAUAACAAAAUUAGAAGAUUUAAAUAAUAAAAAUAAUGCAUUAUAUAUACAUGGAUUAUAUUUACAAGGAGCUUCUUGGUUUAUUAAUUCGAAAAAUGAUACCUUUACAUUCGAUAAGGAUAAUAUAAAUGAUAAUGUAUCUUAUGGAAACAUAAUAGAAUCUGUACCUAAACAUAUAUAUUAUUCUAUGCCAUUAAUAUAUGUAUAUUGUAUUAGUAAUGAACAAGAUGAACUCUUAAAAGAAAAUAUGGAAUAUCGUUCAUUGGAUACACCUCUUUAUGUGACUUCAGACAGGGGAAAUACUUUUGUUUGUUCAAUAGAUCUAAAUUUAGAAAUGGAAGAUAUAGAAGACAAAUGGAUAUUAGCUGGUGUUGCACUUUUCUUAUCGGAUGAUUAA